GCAGUGUAGCGACUCUCCCCACUACAUCAUGAAGACUCUGGUUUUGUUUGGCGUGAUUGCCGCGGCCCUGGCUGCUCCCAUCCCUGAAGCCUCGUCUGUGCUGGCCGUCCACGGUGCUCUACCAUAUGGUGUAGCUCCUGCAGGUGUCCAUGUGGCUGCUGCCCCCUUGCCCCAUGCUGUAUCUUAUGUUGCUCCUGUUGCCCAUGCUGCUUCCUACGCUCCUGCCCCAGUACCCGUCGCUCUGCCCCCAGCACAAGUGCAGGUGCCCAUCACCCGUACUCAUGUGGAGGUGCCUGUUCACCAGAAGGUCCACUACGGCACUCAGAAUUACGUAGCCGGAGCCACCACCACCAUCCAUAAGCCAUCCCUGGCUGCCCCCGCCAUCGCACCACCCACCGUCCUCCUCCCCAAGGUCACUCACAAUGCCCCAGAGGUCACCAUCCAGCACCAGGAGAUCCCUGUCGAGAAACACACCCCUAACUUCGUCGACACCCCCUACCACGCUGGUACCAUCAUCCAGUACACUAAGCCUGAGAUCAAGGAGAUCAAGGUGCCCACACCAUAUGCCCAGCCAGUACCCGUGCCUCACCCCGUGCCCGUCGCUCAGCCCGUGCCCACUCCAGUGCACUCCGUCCACCAGGCUGCCCACUAUGGUGCACAUGUCGCUGCCCCCGUGAGGUAUGGUGCUGUCUUCCAACACGGUUAUUAAGAAAAGAAGUCAGGAUCCUCCGUAGAUAUUCACGCCAACACGAGUCUCUCUGAUGUAGAUAUUCUAUCAUAUCACGUUUUAUAAAUAAAUGAAAAAAUCA
Homarus americanus (American lobster) is the source of this 809-nucleotide messenger RNA. Its product is annotated as SH3 domain-containing protein C23A1.17-like. Bases 29 to 709 code for a protein of 226 amino acids. Lineage: Eukaryota; Metazoa; Arthropoda; Malacostraca; Decapoda; Nephropidae. The transcript is spliced from 2 exons. The record is from RefSeq and is a predicted model, not a curated record.